GGGAUAAGCGUAGAAACAGGACCCAGGGGCAGGAUCCGGCAGUGUCCCUGCUCACCCACACGACCAGGGAAACUUAUCUGCACCCCUUCAGCUUAUACUGCUUCCUGGGGAGGCGGGCUCUCACACGCCUGGACGUGUUAGUGAUGGGAAGCAGCAGGGUGAGGGAGGGGCCCCAGGAAAGUCCCGAGAGGAGCCCCACUUGUCCCUCCCUGUUUUCGCCUCACCCUCUGCCAACCUGACAGGAACAGGACAGGAUUAGGCACCUGGCCCCCUGCCCCUUUGCCUUUGGGCUUCCCCAGGCCCCUGGAGGGCCCCCAACCCUGCUCGCUCCCAGCUGGCCUCUCGCAGGCGCCUAGGGAUGUCGGUCUGCUACGGUCCCCCGGGGAACGAGACGCUGCUGAGCUGGAAAACCUCGCGGGUCACAGGCACAGCCUUCCUGCUGCUGGCGGCGCUGCUGGGGCUGCCUGGCAACGGCUUCGUGGUGUGGAGCUUGGCGGGCUGGCGGCCCGCAAGGGGGCGACCGCUGGCGGCCACGCUCGUGCUGCACCUGGCGCUGGCUGACGGCUCGGUGCUGCUGCUCACGCCGCUCUUCGUGACCUUCCUGACCCGGCAGGCCUGGCCUCUGGGCCAGGCGGGCUGCAAGGCCGUGUACUACGUGUGCGCGCUCAGCAUGUACGCCAGCGUGCUGCUCACCGGCCUGCUCAGCCUGCAGCGCUGCCUCGCCGUCACCCGCCCCUUCCUGGCUCCCCGGCUGCGCAGCCCGGCCCUGGCCCGCCGCCUGCUGCUGGCCGUUUGGCUGGCCGCCCUGGUGCUCGCCAGCCCGGCCGCCGUCUACCGCCACCUCUGGGAGGACCGCGUGUGCCAGCUGUGCCACCCGUCGCCCGCCCACGCCGCCGCCCACCUGAGCCUGGAGACCUUGACCGCCUUCGUGCUGCCCUUCGGGCUGGUGCUCGGCUGCUACGGCGUGACGCUGGCGCGGCUGCGGGGCGCCCGCUGGGGCGCCAGGCGGCACGGGGCGCGGGUGGGCCGGCUGGUGGGCGCCAUCGUGCUGGCCUUCGGCUUGCUCUGGGCCCCCUACCACGCUGUCAACUUGCUUCAGGCGCUUGCCGCGCUGGCUCCGCCCGAAGGAGCUUUGGCGAGGCUGGGCGGGGCGGGCCAGGCGGCGCGAGCCGGAACCACGGCUCUGGCCUUUUUCAGCUCCAGCGUCAACCCGCUGCUCUACCUCUUCACCGCCGGGGAUCUACUGACCCGGGCGGGUCGCCGCUUCCUCACGCGGCUCUUUGAGGGCUCCGGAGAGGCCCGAUGGGGCGGCCCCUCUAGGGUGGGGUCCAUGGAGCUCCGAGUUACCCCUCGGCUCAAAGUGCUGGGGCAGGGCCGUGGCAAUGGAGACCCUGGGGGCGGGGCGGAGAAGGACAGUCAGGGAUGAGACCCUUGACGUCAAACCCUACAACCGGGCCUGCUCUUCCCUAUCCCCUUCCAUCGCCUCCCAGAACUCAGGGAACCACGCUGGACGGUUUGGGGAUCCUUCUCUGACCAUAGUUUGGAUGCAUCUGGGCAUAAUUAUCAUACAUCUGGGGCAGGCCCAGGUUCCUCAAACUGAGGCACUAUGAGUGGUGAUGGUCAGUGUUAAGGAGUAUCAUGUACUUGCAGGUUGGCAUGUGCCCAGGUGCCAGAGCUGCUUGCUUGUUGCCAAUAGCUAUUGUGAAAUACACUGGGUGGUCAUUAUGUUGCAGCAAAAAUAGAAAUGAGACUUUUCUGAUAAGCAAGGAAAAUAAGCAAACAAUGAACAGGCUGGGGAAACAGCAUAAAUAGGCCUGAAAGAGUUAAGCAAUCUUGGUUACUCUUUAGCUGUUACUACUAACAAACACUUGUAGCUAGACUUGUCCUUCACAAAGCUAAACAAAGCUAAUUACUCUCUGAUUCCAUAGGAAUUAUACUCUGCACCUGGCAUUCUUCUCCCCCUACACUCUCUCACAGCAUUAAAAGAAGGUCACGGGCCGAUAACUUCAGGGACACCAGACUCGGUUGCCUUUUGCUAGCUGUGGCCGUUUUAAAAUAUUGCAAGAAGAAGAAUGCAAAACCUUCACCACUUUGAUCCUUAUCACUUACCCUGGACUGCAAGUUCCACCUAUAAGACCCUCUGUAAUCCCCCAGGAGAGGGGGGGCACAGUUCUUGAGGUGCUAGCCUGCUGUGUUUCCCUCUUGCCUGGCCAAAGGAAUAAAGCCAC
This is a messenger RNA of Kogia breviceps (pygmy sperm whale), 2228 nucleotides long. RefSeq names its product leukotriene B4 receptor 2 (gene LTB4R2). The record is from RefSeq and is a predicted model, not a curated record. NCBI's taxonomy places the organism in Eukaryota, Metazoa, Chordata, Mammalia, Artiodactyla, Physeteridae. Gene Ontology annotation, molecular function: leukotriene B4 receptor activity; G protein-coupled peptide receptor activity. Gene Ontology annotation, cellular component: plasma membrane. Gene Ontology annotation, biological process: neuropeptide signaling pathway.